This is a messenger RNA of Paramecium sonneborni, 332 nucleotides long. Lineage: Eukaryota; Ciliophora; Oligohymenophorea; Peniculida; Parameciidae. The record is from the annotation of a GenBank genome assembly.
AUGACUAGGACUUCUACUUAAAAAAGAUAAUAUGUUAAAAUUUCGAAAAAUCAAAAACAAGCCUUACUUCAAUUAGUCUUCUAAACUGGAAUAAAAAUUAGAGAAGUAAGCAAUAUAAUUAACAUUAGGCUUCCUAAAAAUUAAACUUAAAAUAUGCAGCAGCAAAAACUUUAAUACUACAAUUUAGAAAAAAAUUAAUAAAAAAAGACUUUCAUUACGCCUCUGAUAAACCUUGUUAGACCUGUCCAAAAGGAAAACAGACUGUUACGUAUAAAAUCAUAUCAUAAGUUGGUGGAAAAGAAAUCAGUUCAAAAACUUACAUAUACAAUUGA